AACUGCUAUGUUAUUGCUUGUAGAAUGUUGAGAACUUUAAGAAAAGUUAAUAUUAUCAAUCAUUGUUUGAUUAGCCGCUUCAUGAUCUACUAAAAGUAACUCAGCGAUAAUGUGCAAUAUUUAACAUGUUUAAAUUGGACUUGUUGUGAGGGAGGCUGCUAAGAUUAACGAAGCUAAGGUGGUAAAAAAAAAGUACCUCAGCUUGGCUUGGCACAUCACUCUUGACGUUUGUUGACUUUUACCUCUACUUUGUCUGCUGCUGCUGCUGUCUGACAACGAACUGACACUCGAUUAUUCUCAUGGAUGAGCACAUGCUAGACGAUAGUGGCUUUCCGUCAGAAAAUGAAGCGGAGAAUAAGUACUUCAAGAAGUAUGCUGCCAUUCUACGUAGAUGUAAAAGCAUACAGAAGGAAAAUGAAAUGUUAGUUCACCGAGUGUAUCAAGUUAAGAAAAUUGUCCGGCGUUUGAGGAAAGAACGAAAGUUUUUAAUGGAUGAACUUGACAAAAAGGGCGACAAUUUUAGAAGUCUUCCAUUAACAAUAGCUAUUGAAGAGGAAGACAAAUCAUUUGCUUUACCACAGACUUCAAGUCUACCUGCUCUAGGAAGACCCCGCAGUAGUGGUUCAUCUGCUUCAAGUAAAAGACAGGUAAAAAUUAUUGUUAUCCAUGUAGACAAAAUUAACUACUGUUAAUAGAAAUUUUCAUUUGUUCUUACAAGAAUACAAACUUUGCCAUGUAUAUAUAGGAUUACCCUCUGCAUAAACUGGGCCUGAUUGCUGAAGCAUGGUAACAUGGUAAUUAACUAGUUGCUGCAGUUGAGUGAGGAGCGGAGGAAUCUAGCCCAAUACGAUUA
This is a messenger RNA of Macrobrachium nipponense, 853 nucleotides long. Its product is annotated as TCF3 fusion partner homolog. The transcript has 4 exons. Gene Ontology annotation, biological process: positive regulation of apoptotic process; apoptotic signaling pathway; apoptotic process. NCBI's taxonomy places the organism in Eukaryota, Metazoa, Arthropoda, Malacostraca, Decapoda, Palaemonidae. Gene Ontology annotation, molecular function: DNA binding. The record is from RefSeq and is a predicted model, not a curated record. The coding region runs from base 300 to 692 and encodes 130 amino acids. Gene Ontology annotation, cellular component: Ino80 complex.